Messenger RNA from Macadamia integrifolia, 1014 nucleotides. Its product is annotated as egg cell-secreted protein 1.4-like. Gene Ontology annotation, biological process: double fertilization forming a zygote and endosperm. The record is from RefSeq and is a predicted model, not a curated record. The transcript has a single exon. Bases 562 to 1002 code for a protein of 146 amino acids. NCBI's taxonomy places the organism in Eukaryota, Viridiplantae, Streptophyta, Magnoliopsida, Proteales, Proteaceae.
AGGAGGUGGGAGUACAAUGAUGAUAGAAGGAGUUCAAAUUGUUUCAACGGGUUCCCAGCCGUUGGAUGUUCACUGCAUCUCACUCACUGCAUCACUACAAACGAUUUUGACACUGAUAGAAGAGUUCCAAACAUUCAAUUUUCAUUCGAAGUUCACUAGGUCAGCUCCCAUCUCUAAAUUCAAUAGAUUUGCACAAUUUUGAUGGCUUGAUUGAACCCUCACUAUUGGGCUGAAGCACAAAUUCAUGGAUUUCUAAGAUCUAGACUUGGCCUAAAUUUAAGGUGAAAAUGAAACUUUGGGCUGGGUUGGGCCUAUCUUAUUAGACUAAGAUCUUCAUGUUGAAAUUUAAGCUGGAAUUAGAGAUGGGAAGCUGUGGGCCUGGACAAGAUGGGCUUUGUGCAAGGAGGCUCUGGCUUUUGCUCUUCGUCUUCCCUCUCUAGUGUUUAAGGUAACUUCAGUUACAGAAUCCAUUCCUCUUCUUCUUCUUAUUCUUCUUCUUUUCUAUAUAAGCUAAAGCUUCUGGCUUGCAUUCUUCACGAAUCAUCGAUCUCCACCUUGACCAUGGAACGUUCUACGAAGCUUUUCCUUCUGACUCUUCUGGUGAGCAUGACCUGCUUGGGCAUGGCACGGCCUCUGAACCCGGAUUCAAGCAACUUAAGCCUUGCUACUCGACUACAAAGCGACAACAACACGGUAUGCUGGGACUCGUUGUUGGAGCUCAGGGCAUGUACUGGGGAAGUCAUCCUUUUCUUCCUCAAUGGAGAGACCUAUCUGGGGCCUGAUUGUUGUCGUGCCAUCCGAUUCAUUGAGCACCAAUGCUGGCCUGCCAUGCUCGGUUCUAUAGGUUUCACGCCAGAGGAAUCUGGCAUUCUCCGAGGCUAUUGUGAUGCCACCGGAGAAACCACCGCACCUCCACCACCACCAUCAUCGCCAACCCCACCACCUUCUCCCCCUGGUAGUAAUUCCACUCCGCUCAUGUCCAUGGAUGACUUCACACCCUAAUAAUGCUAGAAA